Messenger RNA from Penicillium robsamsonii, 2937 nucleotides. Its product is annotated as DEAD/DEAH box helicase. Bases 1 to 2937 code for a protein of 978 amino acids. The transcript is spliced from 11 exons. Lineage: Eukaryota; Fungi; Ascomycota; Eurotiomycetes; Eurotiales; Aspergillaceae. The record is from RefSeq and is a predicted model, not a curated record. Gene Ontology annotation, molecular function: ATP binding; ATP-dependent chromatin remodeler activity.
AUGGCCCAGUUGGACCUUGUUGAAGGAGAAAUGAGAAGGCGAGACUGGUACCAGUGUGACGAUACUGCAGUCAAUGAGCAAUCGGAACCUGAUCCUAAGAGGCAAUGUAUUGAACAUGCAUGGACAACCCAAGAAGAUCCGUACUCAUUUCCAAGCCUUGGGGGAAUAACCCAAACUCAGGAUGUUGAAUGGUCCCGCAGACUGGAUAAUACCUGGGCUGAGGCUCAAGAUUUGGCACCUGUUAGCAAUUCUGAGCCCAUGGAUGUGGAUUUAGAUUUCUUCAACGUGGAAAAUGAGCCACUCCCAUCUUUUGGUCUUUCUUUAGAUCUUGUCCAGCAACCAUCCGGCCCUUGUCUUCGAAUUUCUGAGCCUCCAGAUGCGAAUAAAUCCUUUCCUACGCCAAAUUCCGACUGCAAUUUUCAAGAUGUUCAGGGGAAGGAUAAGCGGGUUGGCUUUCAAGAUUUUGAGCUCACGGAUAUCUUUAACGUCGAAAAUGACCAACCCCCAUUCCUUGAUCAUUCUUUGGAUCUUGCCCAGAAAUUCUCCGGCUCAUGCCUCCAUAUUCCGGAAGCUUCAGAUGCAAAUCAAUACGUCCCUACGCCAAAUUCUGACUGCAAUCAUUCAGAUGUACAACCGGAAAUGAUCGUCACUCCAGGUACCUUUUCGGAAGACGCAGUUUCCACUUCCCAGAACCUUCUCCCUAGGUCCUAUGAUACCUGCUUCGGAAUGAUCAUCACAAGCGCCUCUUGUCAUAGCUUGCCUAAGGAAACAGGAGAUUUCAUCCCAGUGAGCGUCCAACAACUUGGUGACAUUUUGAAGUUAUUUGGCGGCAAACCCAAUCACAAUGUGGGCUUUCUAAAUUCACUAACACUGGGAAAACUUGCACGCGAGUAUACUGUCACUUUCUCUGCCAAGUGCGAGAAGACUGAAAACCCCAAAAACAAGAGGCAAACUCUGGGUCAUAAAGAUACGCUGGUACAUAUAGUGAUAUACGGACUCAGCGAGGAGAUGAAUGCUGUUGGAAACCUUCUCUCCGAGGGUGGUCUGUUUCUCCAGCAUCCAAGUCACAGUGACGCCUCCGUGCCUUACAAGAAUCCUCAGUUUUUGAUGGCACCAGGGACCGAAAUGCCACGAAUUGAGGACCUAGGCAAUGACUCUUCUCCAAAUAUGAUGACAAUAAACCAGUGCUUGGGCAAAGAGUGGGCCAACGAAGUAUUCCAAGCUUUCGAAACCGUGGAUGGUCCAGCCAAAUUUGCCCCUGUUGAAUCAAGCCCGCGGCUGCAGACAAAGCUCAAGGAGCAUCAAAUCAAGGCUCUUUCUAUGAUGACUGAAAAAGAACGUGGUGUCAUCGAAGAGGCAGAUUUCCCAUCUCUAUGGGAGGUUCUGCGCGACUUUGAUGCACUCAUUGCGUGGUACCUUGAUAGUUUGCCUUUUCCGAGGACGGAACCGAGCACGACACUCAUCAUCACGACACUAUCUACGAUUUCCGGGUGGGAACAACAGAUUUCACGCCACUUCCGGCCAGGGCAGAUCCGCACAGCCGUGUUUCAUGGCCCACAUCGACGCAAGCUGAUAUCGGGACUAUUGAAUCAUGAUAUUGUCAUAACCACCUAUGACACUUUGCGCAGCGAAUGGUCAAGUAGGACAGAAAACAGUGUCCUAUUUUCCAAUCCACAGGGAUGGGCUCGGGUGGUUCUUGAUGAAGAUCCAGCUCAUCAUAUCCGCUCUCAUACGUCGCAAAUCUUCCAGGCUACAUGCCGACUUCACGCCCGGUAUCGUUGGUGUCUUACAGGAACCCCAAUUCACAAUGGAUUAGACGACUAUGCAGCACUGAUUUCUUUCGUUGGAGUACCUCCAUUCACUGGUCCGUACGGAACAACCGCGUUUGCGACAUGGUUGAAGAACCCCAUACAUACCCACGGCGAGAAUACACUAGGAAUCAAGCGCCUGCGAAAGCUAAUUGCUGCGACCUGUCUCCGACGAACGAAAAACCACGUGCAAGAUCAACUAAAACUUACACUUCGUGUCGAAAAAGAACAGCUUGUUGAGUUGGGUUCGGAAGAGCGGAGUCUCUACGAUUUCUUUAAAUUCCGGGCUUCCUCUCUUGUCGUCGGAAAUCUCACUCGGCGCUCGCAGGUGGAUAAGGCGCGCUGGGGAACUAUGCUCUCCCUGAUCGGUCUUUUGAGACUUACUUGCAACCACGGGGAGCAACUAUUACCUGCAGUAGCAACAGAUCUAUAUCACAGUCGGACCUUGUCGGUUAUGAAUUUUCAAGGUGACGCAAACGACUUUGAACUUGAAGGAUUAGAUGAUCCUCCUAUAAGUCUCACGCCUGACUUUCCAUUGGCCCCAAACCCCCCAAAUGAGGCGAUCAAAGCAAAUUAUCGUCCCUCGUCAAAAGUCAAUGCACUAUUACAGAACCUUCAGAAUGAGCAACGUGGAAAUCAUCUGCUCUCUAAAGAGCGACCCAUCAAGAGUGUCAUCUUCAGUUUCUGGACAAAGAUGCUUGACCUUCUUGAAUUUGCACUACAAGCAAAUAAUUUUGUUUUCCAGCGUAUUGAUGGCAAAAUGUCCCUUGAACAGAGAUCAUUGGCUCUAACGAGGCUCAGUGAGGACUCAAGUUGUACCGUGAUGCUUGCCAGCAUUGGAAGUGUUGCAGAAGGAGUCGAUCUUACAGCAGCCAGUUGUGUACACAUGAUUGAGCCACAGUGGAAUCCUAUGGUUGAGGCACAGGCUCUUGAUCGAGUGCACCGCAUUGGUCAAGUUCGCGAUGUGACAGUAACUCGCUAUAUUGUGAAGGACUCUAUAGAACUGUACGUUCAGGCGAUUCAACAAAAUAAAUUGAAGCUAGUUCAGCAAUCUUUCAACGACAAGAUUCCGGAUCAAUUGACUCUAAGUGAGAGUCGAUUCCAGAAACUGUUAGAGGUGCUUGAAUAA